Messenger RNA from Orycteropus afer afer, 2763 nucleotides. The record is from RefSeq and is a predicted model, not a curated record. NCBI's taxonomy places the organism in Eukaryota, Metazoa, Chordata, Mammalia, Tubulidentata, Orycteropodidae.
AGGAAAGAAAAAGGAGAUCCUCUAAACAUUGCAAUUGAUAAGAUGACCAAGAAAACACGAGAUCUAAGGAGACAGCUUCGGAAAGCAGUGAUGGAUCACAUAUCUGACUCUUUCUUGGAAACCAACGUCCCUUUGCUAGUUCUCAUUGAAGCUGCCAAGAGUGGGAAUGAAAAGGAAGUAAAAGAAUAUGCCCAGGUUUUUCGCGAGCACGCCAAUAAGCUGGUGGAGGUUGCCAACUUGGCCUGUUCCAUAUCCAACAAUGAGGAAGGGGUGAAAUUAGUCCGAAUGGCAGCCACUCAAAUUGACAGUCUGUGUCCUCAGGUCAUCAAUGCUGCUCUCACACUGGCAGCUCGGCCACAGAGCAAAGUUGCUCAGGAUAACAUGGAUGUCUUCAAAGACCAGUGGGAGAAGCAGGUCCGAGUCCUGACCGAGGCUGUGGAUGACAUCACCUCAGUGGAUGACUUCCUCUCUGUCUCAGAAAAUCACAUCUUGGAGGAUGUGAACAAGUGUGUGAUAGCCCUCCAAGAGGGGGAUGUGGACACCCUGGACCGGACAGCAGGGGCAAUCAGGGGCCGGGCAGCCCGAGUCAUCCAUAUCAUCAAUGCUGAGAUGGAGAACUAUGAAGCUGGAGUAUAUACUGAGAAAGUGCUGGAAGCUACAAAAUUGCUUUCUGAGACAGUGAUGCCACGCUUUGCUGAACAAGUAGAGGUUGCCAUUGAAGCCCUGAGUGCCAGCGUUCCUCAACCAUUUGAGGAGAAUGAAUUCAUUGAUGCCUCUCGCCUGGUGUAUGAUGGUGUUCGGGACAUCAGAAAAGCUGUGCUGAUGAUCAGGACACCAGAAGAACUGGAGGAUGAUUCUGACUUUGAGCAAGAAGAUUAUGAUGUGCGCAGCCGGACAAGUGUCCAGACUGAGGAUGACCAGCUCAUUGCAGGGCAGAGUGCACGGGCCAUCAUGGCACAACUACCACAGGAGGAGAAGGCAAAAAUAGCUGAGCAGGUGGAGAUCUUCCACCAAGAGAAAAGCAAGCUGGAUGCUGAAGUGGCUAAAUGGGAUGACAGUGGCAAUGACAUCAUUGUGCUGGCCAAGCAGAUGUGCAUGAUCAUGAUGGAGAUGACGGACUUCACAAGAGGCAAAGGCCCAUUGAAAAACACAUCUGAUGUCAUUAAUGCUGCCAAGAAAAUUGCUGAAGCAGGCUCUCGAAUGGACAAAUUAGCCCGUGCUGUGGCUGAUCAGUGUCCUGAUUCAGCAUGUAAGCAAGAUUUAUUAGCUUACCUUCAACGGAUUGCCUUGUAUUGCCACCAGCUGAAUAUCUGCAGCAAAGUGAAAGCAGAAGUGCAGAAUCUGGGAGGAGAGCUCAUAGUAUCAGGGACAGGAGUUCAGAGCACUUUCACUACCUUUUAUGAGGUAGAUUGUGAUGUCAUAGAUGGGGGCAGGGCUAGUCAACUUUCUACCCACCUCCCAACCUGUGCUGAGGGAGCUCCGAUCGGGAGUGGAAGCAGUGAUUCCUCCAUGCUGGACAGUGCCACGUCACUCAUCCAGGCAGCUAAAAAUCUGAUGAAUGCUGUAGUCCUCACGGUGAAAGCAUCUUAUGUGGCUUCGACCAAAUACCAGAAGGUCUAUGGGACAGCAGCUGUAAACUCACCUGUUGUGUCUUGGAAGAUGAAGGCUCCAGAGAAGAAGCCCCUUGUGAAGAGAGAAAAACCUGAAGAAUUCCAGACACGAGUUAGACGGGGUUCUCAGAAGAAACACAUUUCGCCUGUACAGGCUUUAAGUGAAUUCAAAGCAAUGGAUUCCUUCUAGGACGAUAGGCUUCAACCAGAAAGCAUUUUCUUUCUUUUUUCCUUUCAUUUUCUUUUUAAUUCCAUUUUUGUAUGCAUACCUGCCAACUCGUAUGCCUCUGGCAUGGGGAAUUUAAGGGAGCAGUGUCUGUUUGCAUGUAAGAUGAGAUGUGAUCAAUACUACUGAUCCAUCUGUAGCCCAGGAGGGGUCGGGAUUUCUGUCCUGAGGUGGCACAGAACUGUCCUUAGCAAUAUUCUCAUAAAAUUGGGCAAAGAGUUAGCAUCACAAUGUUUAUGGGAGUGGGAGGGAUCGGGGAAAAUAAACUUAAAUCUACAAAAGCAAACACUAAUGCAUGCAAGAAUCAUUAGGUUGGCAGGUAUAAUAAUAAGUGAAAAAUCUGGAAGUGUAAUGGUAGAACAUAAAGCUUGUAUUGCUUCUGUUUCAGUGCAAAAAUGUGCUAGCCAAUGCGCUUAAGUGUGUGGCCCACAAAGUGAACAAUUUAACUUUGAAGUCACAUCCAUGAUAUAUGUGGAUUUUUGAUGGAGGGGAAACCAACUAGUCCAGCCUAAAAUCUUUCCUUUAGUCUACAUUUUGCUUUCUCUUCUAGUCAUGCCAUUACUAGUGUUCAUGUUAAGUUUUUUUCCCCCCCACCAUUUUCUGAAAAAAUAAAUUAACAUUUAUUUUCAACAAUUAUCUUUCUGAUGGCACUGGAACUACAGUAUUCUUUUAUUUUAUGUUUUGUAAUUUGAACUAUGUUUUUUCUAGAAGUAGGAGGCCCAGUGGUGGAAUGUUAGAGCAAUGGAAACUGAUAAUGUAUGAAGGUUUAGAGGCAAACACUAGGUGUAGUUUGGAGUGCUGGUAUCUAAUAUACCAUUGUAUCCACUAACUCGAAAUAAACACAUUUAAUCUUAAUCUCUGAAGAAUGUUUUCUUUGUCUAAAUGCAUACUUAAUAAAAGCGUAAGGAUUCUUCCUGAAAAUUGAUU